Molecule: messenger RNA, 5711 nt
Organism: Gavialis gangeticus (Gharial)
Lineage: Eukaryota; Metazoa; Chordata; Crocodylia; Gavialidae
Gene: B4GALNT4
Product: beta-1,4-N-acetyl-galactosaminyltransferase 4
Exons: 20
Coding region: 32-3601 (1189 amino acids)
Cellular component (GO): Golgi cisterna membrane
Molecular function (GO): acetylgalactosaminyltransferase activity
Source: RefSeq, a predicted model, not a curated record
GCCGGGCCGGGCCGGCGAUGCUGCCUGGACGAUGCUGUGGUUCCCGGUGAAGAAGAUCCGCAAGCAGUUCAAGCUGCUGCUGCUGCUGGUGCUGCUCACCUGUGCCGUGUGGUUCACCUACCUGCACAUCAGCCUGGUGCGCCAGGGCAGGGCGCUGCGCCUCCACUUCGCCUAUGGCAGAGAUGGUGAGCGGCUGGGCGAGGUGACAGAUGCUGGCAGGCGGGCAGCCGGGGCUCUUGCCUCUCCUCAGCAGAGGAAGGCCGAGGACUCCAAUGAGAGCCGGGAGGAGGAGCAGAUGAACGAAGGGCAGGAUGGUGACAGCUGGUUUCCACGAGGUCAAAGACCAGACCGAGCUGGAAGGGCCCCUGUCCUGAACAUGACCAAGCAUGUUCUGCCCUGGAAUGACCAGUACAAAGGGAAGGCAAACCUGCACGUCUUCGAGGACUGGUGCGGAGGGGCUGUGAGGCAGCUGAGGAAGAACCUUCACUUCCCGCUUUUCCCUCAUUCUCGCAUGACAGUGAAGAAACUAGCUGUGUCACCCAAGUGGAAGAAUUAUGGGCUGCGGGUCUUUGGCUAUAUCCACCCCUUCAAGGAUGGGGACUUCCAGUUCUCUGUGGCAUCAGAUGACAAUUCAGAGUUCUGGCUCAGCUCUGACGAGAGUCCGGCCAACACUCGGCUGGUGGCAUUUGUGGGAAAGCUGGGCACUGAGUGGACAGCUCCGGGGGAGUUCGCCAAGUUCAGCUCUCAGGUCUCCAAACCGAUCCGCCUCAUGUCCUCCCGACGCUACUAUUUUGAGUUGCUCCACAAGCAGGAUGACCGGGGAUCAGACCAUGUGGAAGUGGGCUGGCGAGUUUUCCUCCCUAGCUUGAAGUUUGAGGUGAUCGACUCCCCUUACAUCUCACUCUACACAGAUGAAUCCACGCUGAAGAUGAACCAGGUGGACCACAUCCCACAGUCCCAUGCCAGCCAUACUGGGAGCUACCUCUGGGAGACGCAGAGGGAUGAGCAUGGGGCCGAUAUGCUCAGAUCCGACCCCAGGGACACCUUCUUCCUCACUCCCCAGAUUGAGGCAUCCCGUGUGGAGAAUGUCCUGGUGCCCUGCGCUUACAGCCCCACCUAUGUGGUGAAGGAUUUCCCUAUUGCCCGCUACCAGGGCCUGCAGUUUGUCUACCUCUCAUUCGUGUAUCCCAAUGACUUCACCCGUCUCACCCACAUGGAGACAGAGAACAAGUGCUUCUACAGAGAGUCCCCUCUGUACCUGGAGAAGUUUGGCUUUUACAAGUAUAUGAAGAUGGAUGAAGAAGAGGAAGACCCUCGCCAGAGAGCAUUUCUCUUCCUGAACUCCGACAAUUUCCUGGAAGAAGAGGAGGAAGGAGCAGAUAGCCCCGAGCCCACAAACCCACCUCCCGAUGCCAAGAAGAGGAGGCCAGCAGUGCCAAACUCACGCCUGAGCACUGGGUUCAAGAGGAAAGAGAUACCUCUGACUGCAAGGGAUUAUGGGGAUGACGUGGACUACUACACCUUCCGCCACAAGCCAGGGAGGGUUAAUGAUGAAGGAGCACCACCAGGGCAGCCAAUAGCCUGGGAUGCACAUGAUGGAACCAGCCCCAGCUCCCUAGCCAUGGCCGGGGGUUUCCAUGACAAUGAGAACACUGCCCUUGCACAAGAGCAGACUGUGGUCCAUGGCCGAUCUCUCAGCUGGAUGCCCAAGGAGCCAGAUGAGGGAGAUGAGGAUGGGCUGGGGCUGCUGUCACCAUCAAAGCGAGGCAGCUCCCUGAAUUUUCAGCCCCACCUCUCCGUCCCCAUCUUCAGCAGCAAAGCCAAGGCUCCCAAGGAGGAGAAGAAGGCCAAGGAGGAGAAGCAGCCCAAGAAGGAGCCCAAGAAGCCCCAGGAGAAAGUGUACGUGACCCGGCUGCAGCCCAAGAAGCGCAAGGCCCCGGUUCAGGAAGCUGCUUUCCCCGGGGUCUUCCUGUACCCCAAACCACUAAGGAAGGUUCACCUCCACUCUAAGGCCCCACAGCGGCAUCCUGCUCCCUCCAGCAAGCUAAACACCAUCCCCAGCCACAGGUCACCAUGGCUUAUGGACCACCUCUCCAGGGAGAUAGAGCUUUCCAAGAGGAAGAGUCCUAAAGCCAGAGGCACGAAGUGGGAGCAGCUCUACAAGCGAGAGGACCCAGGGGCCAGGGGCAAGCAGCGAGUGCGACCCAGCAUCCUAACACCCAAGGCAGAGGGACUGUUCAGUAAGGAGGCCCUUGAGGUCACCGCUGCCUCCCCAGCCAGGGCCGUAGGGGUAGCUGCCAUGGAUUACAACUCCUCAGAGGUGGCCCUGUCAGAGGGGACCAGGGUGACAUCCUUCCUGCGGAUGUCAGAGAUGACGGAGUCACAGCAGGAGGAUGGGAAGCACCUGGGCAAGGGCCCAGAGGAGGGGGAGGAAGAGGAGUUGUCAGACUACAGCUACGAGAAUGCAGAGCUGCAGCAGAGCUGGCUGGAGGAUGCUAUCAACUGGCAGAGGACGUUCAGCGUCAGCUCGAUGGAUUUUGAGCUCCUGCGCUCUGACUGGAAUGACCUGCGCUGCAACGUGUCAGGCAACUUGCAGCUGAGUGAGAGUGAGGUGGUGGAUGUGGUGGCCCAGUACAUGGAGAAGCUCAACGAGAAGAACGGGGGCAUCUACACCCUUCUACGGAUUGUCAAUGUGGAGAAGCGGCGGGACACGGCCCGCGGGAACCGCUACCUGAUGGAGCUGGAGCUGAUGGAGAGGGGCCAGAGAACUGUGCGGCUCUCAGAGUAUGUCUACGUCCUGCUGCACCAGGGCAAGCAAGAUGACAGCACCGAGGCCAACCCUGAUGGCCCAGCCCUCAUGGCCACUGAGUCCCAGCCUCAGCCCAGCACCUGGAACCUGCUCUAUGGGAAGCCCAUCCUGUGCCGGCCCCUGCGCCUCAGCUGGAGACAGGACGUCAUGGUGCACUUUGUGGUUCCUGUGAAGAACCAGGCCCGCUGGGUUCAGCAGUUCAUCUCAGACAUGGCCAGCCUGUACUGGGACACCAAGGAUGCCAACUUCAACAUCAUCCUGGUGGACUUUGACAGCGACGACAUGGAUGUGGAGAAGGCACUGCAGGAAGCCCGGCUGCCUCGGUAUCAGUACUUGAAGCGCACAGGGAACUUUGAGCGCUCAGCAGGACUGCAGGCUGGGGUGGAUACCAUUGAGGAUGGGCGCAGCAUUGUGUUCCUCUGUGACCUGCACAUCCACUUCCCCCUUAACAUCCUGGACAGCAUCCGGAAACACUGCGUGGAGGGCAAGAUGGCCUAUGCACCCAUUGUCAUGAGGCUGAGCUGCGGCAGCUCUCCACAGGAGCCCAAUGGCUACUGGGAGGUGAAUGGGUUUGGCCUCUUUGGGAUCUACAAAUCUGACUUCGACCGGGUUGGGGGCAUGAACACGGAGGAGUUCAGAGACCGCUGGGGCGGGGAGGACUGGGAGCUCCUGGACAGGGUCCUUCAGAGCGGGUUGGAGGUGGAGCGCCUGCGACUCAGGAACUUUUACCAUUACUACCAUUCUAAGCGCGGCAUGUGGAACUCGCGCAGCAAGAAGACACCAAAAGACUAAGCCCUGGGCCCUGUCACCAGCUGCACCCUCAGAACCCCUUUGUGCCCCGGUUAGGGCAGGGAGGAGGAGGGCUUUCAGCAGAGCCGGCCACCGGGGCUUUGCUGCCUUGAGAGUCAUCUCCACACUGCCGCACAUGCUUCUGACACCACACUGAAGGCCAGGAGUAAAGGGCCCUGCGAGCCAGGGAUUUUGGCAGAGCUGAUAAACAAACUGUGGUUACUUUGGGGGGUGGUGAUUUUUCUUAAGGGUCUAAUUUCUUAGUCAGAAAUGAAUUUAUUAACUCAUUAGCACUGGGGCACCAGGGUUCCUGCCAGAGGGAGGUGAACCCCUGCCCUGGGCUGCCUCUGGCCCCUCAGGGAGUGGAGCAGUGAAACAUGGCCCAGAGUGAGCCCCACCUUGUAGAUGCAGGGCCUGGACAUGAGGCAAGCUGGUGGCAGCCCUGGGAUGCCCUGUGAAGAGGAGAGGGAAACGGGGCUCUCAGCCUGGCAGCUCAUGUCCCUUCCUGAACUUGAAGACCCAGCCUAAGGUACAUGGCAGCUAGGAGGAACCCUAUCUCACAGACCCGCUUGAGCCUGCCUGCUGUUUCUGUUCACCUCUGUGUCCCCUCGUGGACCAUAUGAGAUCCGUGCACGCUUCCUUCAUGUGGCUGGUGAAAAUGAAUCUACCCAACUCUCUAGGAGGCUGGGGGUGAAUGGUACAUGCUGUGUCCCUCUUCCUGCAGGUUUCCCAAGGGAGACAGGACCCUUGCUGAGUCCCAGAGGAAGCUUCCCAGCAUGGCUGCUCAUGAUGAGAGCGUGGGUCCUUGGAAGGUCAAUGGCAAGUUGGGCUGGUCUGUGAGCAGGGCAGUUCUCUGCCCUGUGGUGCUCUGAGGGGAGGAUGCAUGCAGGGCAGGGCUGAUCUAGUGCCAGUGGAUAUUCGCUGCUCCUUGGUAAUCAGGUCCCAUACCCUGUGGAUCAGGGGCUUUCUUAGUCUGAAAUUUCCAGGCCCUGGAUCUACAUCAGCAUAAGACUGGGGUCCAGAUACUCUGAGCAGCUCCCAGGACUGUUAGUGAGGGGGUACCCAGGCCAGACUGGCACGGUGGGUCCUUUUGCUGUGUCCAGGAGUCAGGCAGUGGCCUAGUCCUCAACUGGAAUACAUAUUCAUUGGGCAUCUCUCAUGAGUCUAGCUGGAAGGAGCAUGGUGAAGACCGGUCAUGAGGGCCCCUGACAGAGACCCAGCUUGCCCCUCCUUGUGCCCUCCAUGCCAUGCUCUAAGACCUCCUCUCAUCUGUCUCAUCUUUUCUCGAAUACACCAAAGGCCUCCAUUGCCUGGGCAUAAUUCAGACACCAGCUGUGGCACAGGGCUCCAGCAGGGGGUGAGCAGGCAGGUUGGUGUCUUCUGGGGGUGGGGAGAUUUAUUGUCACGUUACAUGGCACAUACAGAGCCCCAGUGGCAUCUGCUCUGGUGUGGGGGAUUUCAGAGGCACAGAAACCAAACCUAGCAGCCUCUGACCAGCUGCAGGUCUGAAGUUGAGCUGGACUGUGUGAAAUCAGCUGCUGCUAGCUCUCUUGAGAGACAGAGGAGGAGGGCAGCCUUGAGGCAGGAGGGACAGGACCUCUCGGAAUAAGGUCAGCACUGCCAUGUACAAAGGAAGCCAGUGCAGUGGGAGCACGGUGUCAGCGAGGAACAGCAUGGGAGAGGCCGAAUUUUGUGUAGCAAACCUGGCAAAGGCCAGGACCCAUCUUCUUGCGCCCAGCACAGGGAGAGAAAUCAUCAGCCAGCCAUGCCAGCUGACACUGCUGUACCCCUGUGGCAUGGAGAAGGGGAAGAGGUGAGCAGGGACCAUUCAGCUACUAGCCCAGGCUCACCAUGGUCAAGGGGCGAGGACAGGGCAGGCUAGGCUGCCCCCCUCUCUGAGCAUUGGCACUUCUGUCACAGCCCUCAGGAGAGCUGGGGAGAUGGCUUUGCCCUCGGGGAGGGCACAGGGCAGGGCCUGAGGCAGGAAUGGGAGCAGGGAGGACAAACAAGGUUUCCAAGCUAAUUUCUGUGAAAUUAUGAGGUAGGAAGUUGUUUUCAGGAAGUUAUGUCUGUUUUGGGGUUUUUUUAUUAUUAAAUAAAAUAAAUGUCUUGG